UUGAUGUUUUUAUUUGCUUUUGUUAAAUCAGUUUUCAUGUCCUUGUUUGUCUCUAAUGUUGCUGUCUGCUUUUGUGGCAUUCGAUCCUCCCUCCAUAGUUGAUAUUUAUUUGUUUGUUUAAGAUGCUCUUUUUUUUUCAAGAUUAGAUCCAUUUACAAACGUUGAUUGUGUGUGUUAGGUUAGUGUUUAACCUGUUGAGUUUAGGUUUGUGUUUGAGAGCUUAAAAGAUGUUUUUAUCAAAGUUGUGGGGUCUUACUCAUCACAAAUCUGCAGUCUCCAUGCCUAACUUACCAUCGUUUUGUCUUAUGGAACUAUGGAAGUGGAGUUUUAAAAUGUCAAUGGGACGAUGUCCGUAUUAUAGCUUAAAAUGUCAAUGGGACGAUAGUGUUACACUCGCCUACACACCAUCUCCACCCACACCAACCAAAGCUCCGCUCAGCUCAGCUACAAAUAGAAAUCAAGUUAAGACAAAUUUAAUCAACUGGCUAGGAUAGAUACAACUGGCUAUUAUCAUAUGAUCAGAAUACUAGAAAACCAAUGUAUGAUUCUCAUUACUAUGAUUUCUAUUUGUCUGCAUUUACAAAUAACUUGGGUUAUAUAUACUAUAUAGUAUAUGCAGUGGUACCGUAGGUGUCUUUGGGAUGAUAUAACAUUUUGUAUUUUAAAUAGAGUUUAUGUGCUUGUUUCAAGUUUAUUAAUGCUUUUGCGACUGCCUUUGAAUAUGUAUAUCAUGUAUAUUUCACAUUUUGUUGUUGACAAUUUGUAACCAUAACUAAGUACAUUUCAAACAGAGAUAUAUCAACCAUGGAUAUACAAAGAAUAUUAAAACUUACUAGUCAUAAAUAUUUUCCCAUUUUCUUCUCUGCAAAGUAAUACCCUCAAGAAAAUUGAAUCAGAGAUAACUCAAACAGAUAGAAUAGAAUAUAGAAAUAAAGCAUAUAUCUUUUUCUUGUUGAAUGAGAGAACCAUAUUUUUGUUUGUGGUUUCUGAAAGAAAGCAUAUUUUCAGGUUUUCAGAAAUAAUCUUAACCUCAAUCAUAGUCAAUCUUAUACUUGUCUCUACAAAAAAGCAAUCUUAUUCGUAUUCUUUUAUAGGAGAGGUGAUCAUAGGCCAUUACCGUAUUUCGAAGGCAGAACGUGAUUCUUUGUUUAUCUGCAAAGAUAAGUUCUUAAAAAAUUCUUCUCGAUGUUAACACUUAUUAUAAGUCAACAAAUACACAUAAAAUGAGGUCUUCCGAUUCCUAUUUUUUUCACCUCAUCUACCAACCUUCUUUAAUUCGCAUACAUAUUGAUUCACACAUGGAUACAACGACAACAAUAUAUAAACCACACAUUCACGAGCAUCCCCUUUCCUAUUCAGCUCGGUUUACUAUUGAUGGAUCAUAUUCACAUAGAUGCAGUGGCUGCCAGACAACUGACAAUAUGUACGGUGUUUAUUUCUGCAAUAAAUUUGGCUGUUCGAUUUGGUUACAUAAAGAAUGUACGGAAGCUCCAUUGGAGAUCAACCAUCCUUCCCACCCCCAGCAUCCUCUCAUGCUCAACAAUUAUGAUGACUCGUCAGAUCAAUGUGUUUUGUGUAGGGGACAUCUACCGCCUCUGCGUUAUACUUGCUUUACAUGUAAAAUCACGGUGGAUAUAGCUUGUGGGAUGAAUCCAUGGCCACAAGUUAUCGAACAUCCCUUGUGUCAUAGCCAUCCACUUAUCGUCAAUGGAUACGAGGUGUCAGCUUCUUGUGGGGUAUGUAAGGAGUCUAAUUAUGGACUGUUCUAUUUAUGUAUUGAAUGCAAUGUAUACUUCCACGUGGAAUGCGUCCGUUUCUCACAAGAGGUAAAUCAUCCUUGUCAUUCGAAUCAUCCUCUCAAGUUAAUCGCUUUUGAUGCACUUACUGAUGAUGCCGAGAAGACUUGUAUUUUAUGUGCAAACUACCCAAGAAAUGUAUGUUAUCAUUGUUUCAUUUGUGAUUUUACCUCUUGCCUUCGCUGCACCAGAAGACCACCUCCCCUUGUUGUUGAGGAUAUGAAAACCCACCAACAUCAACUUAUUCGCAUAUCUAAGAGAAUCUUAUAUGCUUGUGAUGUUUGUGGGCUGAAACGCGACACAAAAUACUAUCAUGGAUCAUAUAUAUGUCACCAGUGUGAUUUUGUUGUCCAUGGAAUGUGUAUUGGCUUGCCCCGUGUCAUCAGCAUCAAUCGUCAUGAUCACCGCAUUUCUUUCACUUAUCAUAUUGGUCCUGAUUAUUCAAAAUGUGGAGUUUGUCACCGAAGUAUAAGCCAACACCAUGGGGCUUAUUCUUGCUUUGUUUGCCCAAACUAUGCAGUUCAUUCCAGAUGUGCAAUAGAGCGUGAUGUAUGGGAUGGUGUAGAGUUAGAAGGGAUUCCAUAUGUUAUAGAAGAUGUGACACCAUACAAGGUGGUGAGUGAUGGCUUGAUCAGUCAUGUUAGUCAUGUCGAACACCCUUUAAAGUUACACAAGGGCAAUAUCCUUUAUGAGUGGAUAAGAUGUGAAGCAUGUAGAGAUCCGGUUGGAUUUGACUCCGUCUUUGUUUGUGAGAAAUGUUGCUUCCUUCUUCAUCAAAAAUGUGCUAAUCUUCCCAUGAAGAAAAAAUUUAUCGUGGACACUGAGUUAUACAAGUUGGAAGUUGACAAACUUAGAGUUGCAAGCUAUUGCUCGGAGUGUGCAACAUUAUCUGAUGGGUUCAAGUAUUCAAGUCAUGAUGAAAAUAGGAAAGUAGACGUUCGGUGUUUUUCCCUUUCUGAGCCAUUUGUCCAUGCUGGCCAUUCACAUCUACUAUAUUUUAGAAAGGCAUAUUACAGGAGGUCCAUAUGUGAUGCAUGCAUGAAAAUGAGUAAUUCUCGUUUUACGCUCGACUGUGAAGAUUGCCGGUUCAAUUUGUGUUUUUUUUGUGCUACUUUGCCUUUAAGGACAUGGCAUAGGACGGAUGAGCAUCCUCUCAUUUUAUGUUGUGACAAAAAAGCGGGUGGUCAAAGCUGGUGUGACAUUUGUGAAAGACAACUAAAUCCAAUGUUAUGGUUUUAUACAUGUUCUAGCUGCGAAGUCGCCAUACAUGCUGAAUGUGUAAUAGGAGAUAUCUCACGUAUUAAUCCAGGAAGCACCAUUGAAUUUGGGGGGCCUGAACUUGGGUGGAGGAAUAAAAUCUUUGAAGUUGUUCCUAACAAUCAAAGCACUCGGCCAUUAUGCACUAAAUGCCGUUCUCGAUGCAAGUUCUCUAUCUUCUUAAAGGAGAAGAAUAAAGCCAGUAGGUACUUCUGUUCAAGUAAUUGUGUGUAUUUUUAUUUUAAUUAGACAUUUAUUGAUGAGUGCUUUUUUCAUGAUUGUAUUGUUUUAUUCGUGUUUCUAUAACUAAUGUCACGGACGUAUUUCUAUAAACCUGAAAUGUAAUAAGAGUGAAUUUCUUUUCUAUUAAGGUGAUGAUUGUUUGUUUGA
Molecule: messenger RNA, 3443 nt
Organism: Brassica rapa (field mustard)
Lineage: Eukaryota; Viridiplantae; Streptophyta; Magnoliopsida; Brassicales; Brassicaceae
Source: RefSeq, a predicted model, not a curated record